CUUUAGAAGACUUUACACAUUAAUCGGUAAAGUACACUCUUAGUACCCCCACGCCUCUGGGCCAGCCUAUUUUUAAUCAUUGGUGGACGACGGAGGGAAAAAUGGGGAUUUCCACCGAUCUGGCCACCUCAUCACCCGCUCAACAUUACUUCUCCCUGCAGCGCGCACGUACAGAGCGCACAAAGACCGACACGCGUGCGACGCGCGAGACCGCAACUUCAAGACAGAGGACUAGUUUGAUUGAAAUAACCACAAACAUGUUGGAUCACGCGAGCGGAAAGCAAUUAUUUGGGAUUUUACUCGCUUUAUUAUGUUUUUGCCAACAAAUACCUGGUACGUGUGCUAACAAAACUCUGCAGCUCGAACCACAAAGGAUUGUGGUGCUAUUUGAAAGCCCUGCAUCUGCAAACUGCAGCACGAAUGCUACACAUCAUGGCCUGGGAUGGGAAGCAUCUCAGGGGGCUGUGGACAGGAUGGAAAACGUCCAGCUCAUUACCUGGACUGUGGAUAGCCUUACACACUGGGACAUACAGCCAAUUUGCUACGUCAUCAUUACUGCUGAUGAGCAAAAAUUACUGUCACUUGAUAUUACUGUAUACAAGCCUCCAGACCGGGUGUCUAUCAGCACAGUGGAUCACACAGGGCCGAUGAUUGAAGGCAGACAGUACGAGCUCCAGUGUAAUGUUGAGAAUGUUGCUCCUGUUCAUCUCUUAACUGUAAACUGGUACAAAGGACCUGAUCUUGUGGAAAGUAAACGCUUUUCUGAUGGGAACAAAUUUCCUGUAAAUAUCAACAUGACACUUCAGAUCUCUCCGAACAGAGCUGAUAAUGGAGUUCUGUACAGAUGUGUGGCAGAAUUGAACCUGGGACCAGAAGGACCACAACCCCCUCCUUUAAUGGAAUCAGAAUCUUUAAACAUUACAGUACAUUUUGGACCUGAGAUUUCAAACUGUCCAAGUCGUGUGCUUCUGAAGGAGGGAGAAAGUCUAUUAGGCUACUGUAACGUCGCAGGAAACCCAUAUCCAAGUGUUCGCUGGGAGAGUAUGGGGCUUACCAUUGACCCUACCACUACAUUUUAUAGGACUUCAGGGGGAGAGUACAAUAUCACCAUCAACAGUAAUAUUGCUCUGACAGUGAUGGUGGAAGUAAUGUAUGGACCAGAAAUUUCAUGUGAACAUUAUUAUACAAUCAAAGAGGGUGAUGUUUUUUCACCCAACUGCACAAUUAAAGGUUUUCCAGAGACACAAAUAUUUUUGUAUAAAGAUGGAGAAGUAGUAAAUUUUUCACAACAAAUGUACAGGGAUGAUGCAGGGCAAUACAUCCUAAUAGCAAACAACAUCAACUCUAUCGUCAAUCACACACUGGAAAUCGAUGUCACCUAUCCACCCACUGAGAUUUUAGAGCUGGAGGAUGAGACAGUAUCUGUUGGUGACAAUCUGGUGCUUAAGUGCUCUUCUAAUGCCAUACCAAGGCCGAAAUAUGAAUGGAUCUAUCAUCAGACAUCUAAUGUGAAAAGAACAGACGAAGAUGGCAUAUCUCUGCUGCACAUAAACAGGGCUAGUGGGGACAACAUUGGCACAUACAUGUGUAUUGCCUCUAAUUAUCUGGACAAUAAAAACAAAACAGUCAGAGUUGAAGUUCAAGGUGCCAAGGCCACUUGUCCACUUUCUAUUAGUCCACAGCGUGUGGUGCUGGAGUAUGGCGAGUCUCAGAGAGUGACAUGUAGUUCAUCUACACAGAAUGCAAACUUGAGUUGGAGAUUUUUAAAUAACGUGUUGAAUCUGAACACGCUGGAUAUUAACUCUUCUUUUUUUUUCAAUAAUCCAAAUUUUAAUGGAAAAUUUUCAUGCCUCGGAAUUUUUAAAGGACUUGAUGCUUGUCAGACAGACAUAAACGUUACUAUUUACAAGCGUCCUGACAAAGUGUCUAUCAGCGCCUUGGAUCAUGCAAAUCAUAUGACUGAAGGCAACAACUAUACGCUCCUUUGUGAUUUUCAGAAUGUUGCUCCUGUUCAACUCAUUACUGUAAACUGGUACAAAGGACAACAUCUGUUAAAAACUGCAACCUUCAACGAGGUCCCAAAUCCAACCAACACAAGUACUACAAUUAAGAUCGUCCCAAACAGAAAUGACAAUAUUACGCAGUACAGCUGUGAAGUAGUAUUGAAACUUGAAAGUGGAGAAGUUAAAUUUCGAAUGAAAUCUGAAACUCUCAACUUAACUGUUCAUUACAAACCGACUAUAACCCCUACGCUGCCAUCACGGGUCCCGCUGUUUCGCGGCUAUCCAGUAAAGCUUCUUUGUGAGGCUAGAGGGUAUCCAGAGCCUACGAUUGAAUGGAUCUCCAACAAUGUAACUGUUGUCUCCACGCCAAAUGGAACCCUGUCUCUAGAUGAGAGAAAUGUGUCGAGAGAUGGGGUUUACACUUGUAUUGCAAAAAAUUCUCUGUCGAGUGACACCAGAGUGGUCAGUGUAGUCUUGACAGAUGCCAGUUGCAAGCUUGUCCUCAGGCCCCCUGAACUGAUGGUGGAGUAUGGAGCCUCAGCCUCAGUGGAUUGUUCUACUCCAAGCAUUCACACAGGCAUUCGCUGGGAGGCACCUCAGGGAAAAGUGGAAAUGGUGAAAGAUGUCCAACUCAUCACCUGGAAGGUGGACAGCCUUGUGCACUGGGACAUACAGCCUGUUUGUUUCCUCAACACAGUGGCAGGGCAGUGUCAUAUGAAGCUUCCAGUAACUGUUUACAAGCAUCCAGACCAGGUGUCGAUCAGUAUUGUGGGUGACACAGGGAGGAUGAUUGAAGGCAAACAGUAUGAACUCCAGUGUGACGUUUACAAUUUUGCUCCUGUUCACCUCCUAAAUGUGAACUGGUACAAAGGACAACAUAUGGUGGCAAAAACUAAUUUUUAUGACUCUACCAAGACUCCUGCAAAUCAAUCCACCAGACACCACAUGUUCCCCAGGAGGGCUGAUGAUGGAGUUUGCUACAGGUGUGAGGCGGAGCUGAAACCGAGCGGGAUGGGAACCGGAACUCAACUUUUUUCUAUACAGGCAUCACAAGAUCUAUGCCUUAAUGUACAUUACAGUCCACAGUUCACCAAUGUAAUAGAGAUCUUCAACGAGACAACUGAAACCAUCAAGUUGAACUGCACAGUAAUGGCAAAUCCUCCUCCGCAUUAUAUAUGGACCUCAACAAAUUUGUGGAAGGAAUUUGACAAAGGCCAGCCAGUACUCAUCUUAUCACCUCUGGAUUCAGGGAACUACACAUGUAUGGCAUGGAAUGAAAUGGGUAGCAGCAGUAAAUUGUUCAUCGUCCAAGUUAAACAUCGAGGUGGAGGAAGUCGCACCGUUUUCUGGGCGAUCGUCGGACCCUUUCUCGGACUGGCUGUGGUGAUGAUUGUAGGUUAUGUAUUGGUCAGAAAGAGGACUAUCAAGAAAUGAGUCUUCACAAUUUUUUUUUCCGGGAAAAAAUGUGAGCAUGUUUAUAUAAACCUCAACUGACCACUUCAGUGACCAUCAUUUGACUGGGUUGUGUUUAAUUCAACACCUGCAACACUGUUAGGGACGAAAAAUGAGAAAUGAGAAAUUUCAUCGAAGGAUUUUUGGUACAAUAAAAAAACAACAACCUCAAAAUAUAGGAAAAGCUUCAAGAAUAGACAAUAAUCAUUUAUAAAAACCCUUGGGUUCUAAGAUUGUAUGGGCAGGUAGAUCCAUAUCUUCAUGUUUAUACUGUGAAUGUGCCUCAGAUGGCUUUGUCAACUGACGCUCUUGGGCCAAGAGCCCUGUUUUUUUUUUCUUUUUAUUAUUCUUUCAUACUCAAUUUUAUUUAUCUUGUAUUAAAGUAAUUAUUUAUUAGAUGUGUAUUAUUAUAUGAUUUUUCAGACUUGUUUAUCCAAAGUUGCUGUAAGUGUUUAAGAAGUCAGUUUUGCCCAAAACUUUCCCUUAAUCUCAGUUUUGACCUUCUGUGUCAAACAUUAUUUCCUUUCACUUUCUGAAUCAUUGUAGUUGUUGUAAUUACUAUGCUCACUCUAGGAAGUAAUCGUUUGUAUAUUUUUUCCUGUUAGAUAAGCAUACUGGCCACAUUUUUUUCCCUUCAAAGGAGUCACUAUCUUUUAGGUCUGCACUGCUGUGCCUGUUUAUAGCACCCCAUUUAGUGAAACUUCCCUUGCAUUUUACAAACUGUACUUCUCUUAUUUUCUUUUUUUUUUCUGGUAAAGUAUUAAGACGGACAGUAACGUAAAAGUCUGUUAAACUAUGUAGCUUCUUUUUUAAAAUCCAAAUCUUGCCUAAACUUUAAUGCAGUUACGAAAGAGUGUACUUU
This is a messenger RNA of Clarias gariepinus (North African catfish), 4317 nucleotides long. Its product is annotated as hemicentin-1-like. Gene Ontology annotation, biological process: cell adhesion. Gene Ontology annotation, molecular function: integrin binding. Bases 102 to 3437 code for a protein of 1111 amino acids. The record is from RefSeq and is a predicted model, not a curated record. Lineage: Eukaryota; Metazoa; Chordata; Actinopteri; Siluriformes; Clariidae. The transcript is spliced from 13 exons.